Spirodela intermedia is the source of this 129-nucleotide messenger RNA. The record is from the annotation of a GenBank genome assembly. NCBI's taxonomy places the organism in Eukaryota, Viridiplantae, Streptophyta, Magnoliopsida, Alismatales, Araceae.
AUGCUAUCAAUAAAUAAUGUCGAUUUUGCUCAUAAAUUGACACAUGGUUUAUUGAGUUUAGGUCAAUGGAUGAAAUUGACAUAUAUGUAUAAUUUUGAAAAUUACAUUUAUAUCAGUGGAAGCAAGUAA